AUGGAGAACGGACAGAGACCCGUGACUGUGCUCCCAGAUCCCAGAGCGGAUCUGCAUUGGUCUCAUUUCGAAGGGGCAAUUCAUGAUCGGUUCGCAGAAAAUGCCAUCAAAUUCCCAGAUCGCCACUGUGUAGUCGAGACCGCAUCAAGGACAGCGCCGCAGCGGGAGUUUACCUAUCAACAGAUCCAUUAUGCUUCCAAUGUCCUUGCACAUCAUUUCUUGCAGCAUGGCAUUGAACGGGGCGAAGUUAUUAUGAUUUAUGCUUACAGGGGGGUGGACCUAUGCAUUGCGAUACUCGCGGUUUUGAAAGCUGGGGCUACCUUCAGCGUGGUCGAUCCUGCAUAUCCUCCUGAUAGACAAAUAAUAUACUUGGACGUUGCAAGGCCUAGAGGUCUCAUUGUGAUCGAAAAGGCUUCCCAAGAAGAAGGCAGGCUCUCGGCUCAAGUACGGACAUGGAUCCAGGAGAAUCUCGAGUUGCGGGCUGAAGUGCCUGCUCUGGAAUUGCUUGAUGACGGCAGCGUCAGGGGAGGAUCGCUUGACCGAGAUGGCAAGGAUGUCUUACUGGAACAACAGUCGUUGAAGAGCACGCACCCUGGCGUGGUUGUUGGCCCGGAUUCUACACCAACGCUUAGCUUUACAUCUGGCUCGGAGGGCAGACCAAAAGGGGUCCGAGGACGUCACUUUUCUCUGACGCAUUACUAUCCCUGGAUGGCCGAUACUUUCAAUCUCUCUGACAAAGACCAAUUCACCAUGCUGUCAGGGAUAGCCCACGAUCCCAUCCAGAGAGAUGUUUUCACACCUCUCUUUCUUGGAGCGAAACUACUUGUACCGGCCAAAGAGGACAUCGAGCACGAGAGGCUGGCUGAGUGGAUGCGAGAAUACCAGGCAACCGUGACCCAUCUGACUCCAGCAAUGGGCCAAAUCCUAGUUGGUGGCGCCAGUGCUGAGUUUCCAUCCCUUCGAAAUGCAUUCUUUGUAGGGGAUCAACUCAUCAAGCGUGACUGUCGUCUACUCCAAAGACUGGCUCAUAACUGCAGAAUCAUUAAUAUGUUCGGUACAACGGAAACCCAACGAGCCGUUAGUUAUUAUGCCAUACCUCCUCGGAAUGAGGACUCGGAAUACCUCGGCCGGAUGCCUGACGUCAUUCCAGCCGGCAGAGGUAUGAAGAAUGUACAAUUGCUUGCUGUCGACCGCGCAUCUCUGGAGCAAGGUAAGCCUCGACUAUGCGGCAUUGGUGAACAGGGAGAGAUCUUCGUCCGAGCCGGAGGUCUCGCUGAGGGCUAUUUGGGUGAUGAUCUAAAUAAGGAGAAGUUCAUCCCGAACUUUUUUCUCGAAAACCCCAAUGUGUGGCAGGAAAGUGAGGAGUCGAACUCUACCGGUCACGAGGAGCCGUGGCGCAAGUUCUGGAAAGGUCCUCGAGACCGACUUUACAGGUCUGGCGAUCUUGGACGAUAUACUGAGAGUGGAGAUGUCGAGUGUACUGGUCGGGCAGACAACCAGGUUAAAAUUCGUGGGUUCAGGCUUGAGCUUGGAGAAAUCGACACACAUAUUUCGCAGCAUCCGUUGGUUAGAGAUAAUGUUACGCUCGUAAGACGCGACAAAGAUGAGGAACCUACGCUUGUGUCAUACGUGGUGCCAGACAUGAAGGAAUGGACUUCGUGGUUAGAAAAGACUAGCCAAACAGACGACACAGAAGACGAUACCAUGGUGGGUAUGCUCAAGCGGUUUCGUCUACUUCGAGAAGAUGUCAGAGCUACGUUGAGAACGAAGCUUCCCUCCUACGCCGUGCCGAGCGUCAUAAUCCCUUUAAGAAAGCUACCCUUGACUCCCAACUACAAAGUCGACAGAAAAAUCCUACCAUAUCCAGACGCCGCCGCUCUCGCCACAGCUGCGUCAGCGGGCAGGACAGCGAGGUCUCACUGGACAGACAUACAGAAGACUCUAGGCCAAAUGUGGGCUUCGCGAAUAGGCGUUCCCGCCGAGACCAUUGACCUAGAUGAUGGGUUCAUCGACAGCGGUGGUCAUAGUCUCAGGGCGCAGGAGGUUCUGUUUGACAUCAAGCGCUGGGCAAAAAUCAGUAUCUCUAUGAACACUCUGUUCCAGAAUUCAACGCUGCGAGAGUUCUCAAGUGUCAUAGCUGCUGCGCUAGAAGCUCGAGAGGAUGGCGAGAAGAAGGCUGACAGUACGCCACCGGAGAUGGACUACGCGCUUGAUGGCGAAGUCCUACGGGCCAAGAGCCUUCCGUCUUCUUUCCCAACAGGGGUUGUCAGACCAGAGACUAUCAUGAUUACCGGGGCGACUGGCUUUCUGGGUGCUUCCAUCCUUGAAAACAUCCUCAACCGCAACAACGGGAUCAGGGUCAUUGCGCUAGUCCGAGCCAAGUCAUCCUCUGAAGCACUCGCGCGUGUCAAGACCACCUGUGUAGCGUACGGCACUUGGUCCGCCUCCUGGGAAUCGCGACUCAAAUGCAUACCCGGAGACCUCUCCAAAGAAAAGCUAGGUCUCAGCCCCGACGUAUGGUACAUGCUCGAGAAUGCUGUCGACGUCGUGAUUCACAAUGGAGCACGCGUCCAUUGGAUAUAUACCUACACAACACUCAAACCCACGAAUGUCCUCAGUACCCUCGCCUGCCUUGCGCUUUGCGCAAGUGGCAAACCCAAGCACUUGACGUUCGUCUCUUCGACCGCGGUUCUGGAUACGGAUCACUACGCCUCUCGCACGACGCCCAUCUUAGAAAGGGACCCUCUGGACGGCUCCCGCAAGGGCCUUUCGAGCGGGUACGCGCAGUCGAAAUACGUUUCCGAGUACCUCAUGCGCGAAGCAGGACUACGUGGGUUGCGAGGUAGUGUCGUCCGGCCAGGCUACAUUACUGGGAACCCAUCUACCGGCAUCGGCCCUACCGACGACUUUCUGCUCCGUAUGCUCAAAGGGUGUAUCCAGCUAUCCUGCCGUCCAGACCUAGGCAACAACACCAUCAAUCUCGUUCCCGUCGACUACUGCGCCAACCUCGUCGUGGCGUCUUCACUGCAUCCACCGCUCGAGCAAGAUGUUGGAGUUGUGCAUGUCACGCCACAUGCGCAGUUGGGCUUCAAUGCUUUCCUCGAAACGUUACAGAAAUAUGGUUACAAUGUGCCAAUGAUACCCUAUCCAGAAUGGCGUUCAGCCCUCGAGCAAUACGUGUCGACGGAAACUCAAGACCAAAGAGAAGCGCAUGCGCUUCUUCCGCUCUUCGAUUGGGUGACGACUGACCUGCCAUCCGAUACGAAGUCCAGAGCCUUAGACAACAUCAACGCACAGGCCGUGCUUCGAGCCACUGGUGUUGAGGAGAAGGAUUGCCAGGUUGGAGUCACGCAAGAGACUGUGGGCGCUUACCUGGCUUUCAUGGCUGAGAUUGGAUUCAUCGGCCGACCGGAAGGGACGAAGGAGGGGACGAAUCUACCGGUGAUCGGAAUUCGAGAAGAGCAAAAACAGGCACUGAAAACGGUCGGGAGGGGGGGUUAG
Molecule: messenger RNA, 3501 nt
Organism: Letharia columbiana
Lineage: Eukaryota; Fungi; Ascomycota; Lecanoromycetes; Lecanorales; Parmeliaceae
Exons: 16
Coding region: 1-3501 (1166 amino acids)
Biological process (GO): L-lysine biosynthetic process
Molecular function (GO): L-aminoadipate-semialdehyde dehydrogenase [NAD(P)+] activity
Source: RefSeq, a predicted model, not a curated record